Molecule: messenger RNA, 657 nt
Organism: Durusdinium trenchii
Lineage: Eukaryota; Dinophyceae; Suessiales; Symbiodiniaceae
Source: the annotation of a GenBank genome assembly
AUGGCAUCUACAUCUCCUAGGGCCAAAGAUCCCAUAAACUCGCCUGUGGAGGAAAGCCGCUCACCUGCGGCCUAUGCCAGAGCCGUUGUGCGCGCAGCCAAAGCGCAGGCACCCCGUGAUGGACGAGGCGGCGAUACGGAGAUCGAUGAAGAGGAGGAAACGCCUCCAGCUGCCGCACCAGUCCAGACAGAUGUUGAGGUCAAAGCAUCCUCUCCGCGAACGCAGCUGCACACGGUUUAUGUUGACACCAUCCAGCCCAAGAGGCUGGUCGAGGUCAGCAAAGCUUCCGAAGCUGGUGAGAGGUGCAUGGUCCUGCACAACUUCAUCAUCGCCAGGAUCUGUGAUGUCAGUGGCGCUGAUGCAACACAGGCCAAAGAUUUGGUCGUGACAAAGUGUUGCUGUUGCGGACACGUCUUUCCGAUGCCCACCUCGCCGAUCCGAGCCCUGAAGCGACAGCGCAAGGUGUGGCCCUGUGGACAUUGGUUGUUCAGGCGCGAGAACGUGCUUUUUGCCAAACAGAGCUUGGGCUCCCAUACUCUUUUACUGCUGAAAGUGUUGGCAGAAGUCAUGCGCUUGACCAUUCCUGUGCCAGUUGCUGAAAAUCUGGAAGCGCGCGAAAGAGCGCAGAAGCGUUUGGAUGCGUUGAGAGAGGAGUAG